UUCAGUGUUUAAAAGUAGAUGGACACAAACAGAGGUUAGUGGUUCAGAGGAAAAUGGAGACCAAAUUAAAGACUUGUUCAGCUUUACUGGUGUUGCUGUUCUGCUGUCUGUCUGGAGUACAGGUUCAGGAAGACAGCAACAACCACAGCAGCAGUGCUCCUGUGGCCAUGGAUUCUGUGGGUGGUAGACUAGUUGAAGAUCAGAUAGAGAGGCCCGGAACUGAGACUGAGAUGGGGGACCCUGCUGCCGGGCCUGACAUCUGGACAGAGUUUGCAACUCUGAGAGACAAAGUGACUGAAAUGAAAUUGGACCUGAGGUGGAUGGAGAACAGAGUGACUGCAGCUGAGAGCCGUGGAGAAGAGCUGCAGAAGCAGAACGAUGCUCAAAAUGUGGAACUUGAAGCCACGUAUCUGAAGCUGCAGGAUCUGGAGCAUAGACUGAUAGUCAGUGAAAGUCAGGUGGACAAUUUAAAGGAAGAGCUGGCAACUAGCAAAGUAGCAUUUUCCGCCUCGCUGUUGGCAUCUGGUAAUGGGAACAUGGGAACUGUGUCUGGUGACUUCACUGUGAUCUACGAAAAUGUCUUCACAAACAUUGGAAAUCAUUACAGCCCUUAUACAGGUUACUUCACAGCACCCAAGAAAGGAAUGUAUUUCUUUAGAUUCACAUGCUAUUUUGUGUAUGAACCUGAAUUUCAUGCAGUUCAUAUAUCAAGACUGUUCCUGAAUGACAAUCCCAUUGUAGUAACUGGUGAUAGUUUCGAUCAUCUUAAAGAUCGUGAAGACAGUGGGUCCAAUGGGGUAGUGUUGCAGUUGGAGGUGGGUGAUGUGGUGUCCAUAAAGGUUAAUGGGUACGUAUGGGAUGACAAAUAUCACAGAACAACCUUUAGUGGCUUCCUUCUCUUCCCCAUGUAAAAAAAAGCAGCACAACAUGACAACAGAAUGGUGUACUGAAUGUGGUCUGGCAUAAAAAUCACAUAAAAAG
Osmerus eperlanus (European smelt) is the source of this 981-nucleotide messenger RNA. RefSeq names its product cerebellin-2-like. The record is from RefSeq and is a predicted model, not a curated record. The coding region runs from base 54 to 911 and encodes 285 amino acids. Gene Ontology annotation, molecular function: protein binding. NCBI's taxonomy places the organism in Eukaryota, Metazoa, Chordata, Actinopteri, Osmeriformes, Osmeridae. The transcript is spliced from 4 exons.